Molecule: messenger RNA, 7978 nt
Organism: Pecten maximus
Lineage: Eukaryota; Metazoa; Mollusca; Bivalvia; Pectinida; Pectinidae
Exons: 8
Coding region: 75-3539 (1154 amino acids)
Molecular function (GO): protein binding
Source: RefSeq, a predicted model, not a curated record
GCAGGUUUACAAGACGAAGGAAGACACUGGUAUUAAUUCUCUAUCUAAGUAAUAAUUUUGAUAUUUUAACGAAAAUGACGGGCGUCAAAGAAAGAACUGCAGAUUCUUGUGUUGAAGAGAAACAAGAUGAAGGGAAAAUGGCUUCAGAUAAGUCGUGCAAAAGCGAGAACGAUGAGUCUGUUGAAAAUCUUGCAAACAAUUUGUCUGCCCUGACAAUAAAACGGGAACCUGUUGAGGACAAUGAACUUCCAGAGAGUCUGAUAACCCCAAAGAGUUCCUCCAAGGGAGAGAACUCAACAGUUGAUUAUGAGACAAAGAAGGAGGUGAAGAAAGAAGUUGUUACAGAGCCUUGCCAGGAAAACAGUGCUUUAUUAACACGAGGACCGACCCAUGGCCUCGCAACAACAAACAACAUUCAACACAUGGGCUACAACAAAGGAUACGGUUCACAGAAUGCACAAACAUUCAAAGAUAAAAAACGUGGAAGAGAAGAUGAUGGUAACGAUCCACCAUUACGAUAUUUGCGACCAGGAGAAGAACAAUUUGAAUUUCUGACAAAAGACAACAGUUCACUUGGAAUGAUGGUUGUAAAAUCACCGAAUAAGGAGGUCACAGAUCUGAAAUUCCCGUCGCUGAACCAGGACGACAUUCUUGAUAUGGUUGAUCAACAGUAUAAUCCAUAUCCCCCGAACAACAGUGGACAGUACAACAUGUCUACUCACAGCUACAACACGGCUGUCUUCUCCCAGAAUGUCUACCAGUCACACCAGACAGUGCUUAGCCAGAGUGUCAAUGGCAAUGUAAAUGUGGUCAGCAACCAACAGCCGCGACCAAACAGCAUCGACCAGAUGUAUGGCCGACGUGAACCAUACACGAGCGAGUCAGAGUCAGAGUCAGCCAAGAGUCCAUACUCCGAUCAGCUGUAUUCACCUGAUAAUUCGAGUGUGAAGUCUAUCAAUUCUCCGCCACCAUCAAAUAUGUCUAAUGACAGUGGUAUCAUUGGUGAUUUGGCAGUAAAUAGUCCACAUGAUAAUACUUCCCCAGUCUAUGACUCGGCCUUACAGAACACUUACACUCCAUGGGAUGAACAGAACUCACCAAGUCAAAUCUCCAACCAGUCGAUGACUUCACCUCCACACAUGAGCGGCUCGCAGGGAAUGUCACAAGCAGGGUCUCCCAGGGUGCAACAGGCAGGAUCUCCCUUGAUGCAACAGGCAGGAUCUCCCUUGAUGCAACAGGCAGGAUCUCCCUUGAUGCAACAGACAGGAUCGCCCAUGAUGCAACAGGCAGGAUCUCCCUUGAUGCAACAGGCAGGAUCUCCCUUGAUGCAACAGGCAGGAUCUCCCAUGAUGCAACAGACAGGGUCGGCCAUGAUGCCUCAGGCUGGAUCUCCCAUGAUGCAACAGACAGGAUCGGCCAUGAUGCAACAGACAGGAUCUACCUUGAUGCAACAGUCAGGAACUCCCAUGAUGCAACAGGCAGGAACUCCCAUGAUGCAACAGGCAGGAUCUCCCAUGAUGCAACAGGCAGGAUCUCCCAUGAUGCAAUCAGGGCCAUGCCUAGCUGGUAAUGCCAUGAUGCCCCAACAAAGCCGACCUCUCAACAUUUCAUCGUCACAACCAUCUGUAGGGUCCCUAGGUCUGCCAAACAUAGUUCCUAGUCAGUCAAACUCUGGAGUGUCCCUGACAACGUCACAGCAACUGGCUGGACAACCAGGCAUUCUAAAUCCUGUCUCUAUUCCAUCCCAAUCUGCUGCUCCUCUUAUGACAUCACAACAGUUUGCUAGCCACCACGGAAUGGUUAACUCUGUAGCUCCGACAUCCCAUGCUCCAAUGAUUUCACAGUUGCCUGGACAUAUGGGGAUGUCUCACACCAGAGUCUCUCAGCCCAACCUGGGGUCUCCUCAGAUAUCACAGGCGUCUGUCACCAUGUCCCAGAUGAUGUCAUCAGGACCGACGAUGAGACAACAGAAUGUCCAGUACAUGCCAUCACAGACAACAGCACCCCAAGUCUCCAACUCUCAACUCAUUAAUGAACAGAUUGAUGAAAAGGAACUCAACAUUGUCAUGGAAGUUCUGGCUGAUGACAUCAUUGAAUCUAAUAAUCAGAAGAAGAUGCAGAAGAACCAGACUAGCAAUAAGGGGAUGAGUGUUCCGUCCAUGGCUCCCCCUCAAAACAUCGUCACUGGUCAGCAUGUCCCACAUGUCACACAGAACAGAAACCAAGCUCCUGGUAAUAAACCAUUACAGAACAUUCAGCCUGUGCCAAACAUCAUGACCACUACACAGAACCAGAAUCGUAUUCCUGUUACCUUAGUAACAAACAACAUGAUCCCAAUGGCAGCACCGAUGCCUAUGAACUCCAAAUUACCAAUUACAACUGCCAUGACUACACCAGUUCUGCCACAACAGCCAGUCUCCCAAGCUCAAAUGGUGUUGAUGCCUCCGGGAAACCAGCAAGCAGGAAAUGGAAUUCAGGCCGCGGGGAACGUGGUCCAGCCUCCACCUAUGAUCAUCAUACUAAACAACCAGAAUAUGAACCAGACUGCUCGCAGUAAACCACAACCUGCCAAGGCAUUAAAGAAAAUUCUCCCCAAGCCUGGUACGUCCAUACCUGACAGUUCAAAGCCAGCAAACACAGCUCCUGUGAUGACUAGAAAUCUCAAUGAGCCAGGAACAAGGCCUGUCGUCCCAAAACCUGGACAGAAUCCGCAAACUAUAUACAGACAGAACCUGCUGAAUAUGGCCAGACGGACAGUGGCCGAUAUAUCUCGGGACCGGCUCAGAUACCAGGAUGAUGAGGGAGACACAUAUCUUCACGUUGCUGUAUGUAAGACGGAUGCUAGCAUGGUCCAGGCUUUGAUUGAACGACUGUGCAGAGAGAAACUUGAGGUUAUGAUUGAUGCUACGAAUUGUAAGAGACAGACACCUCUUUACCUAGCUGUGGCAGCCAAUCAGCCAAUGAUGGUCCAUAGUUUGGUUGCCCGGAAUGCCAACCCAUGCUCAAUGGCUCAGGUAUAUUCAAAUGAUGGCAAGACACGAGAAGUGAAGACGCCACUACAUGUGGCUUCAUCUAAUGGUCAUACUUACCUCUCAACGCUCCAGGAACUCAUCCGAUCUCCCGCCAUCAACCUCAAUAUUGUCAACUCAGAAGGUCACACAGCUCUACAUUGCGCCAUCCUUGCCCACAGACGUCAGAAUAAGAAUGGACAGUUCAUUGACAGCGUCCCUAUCAUUGAGACUUUACUGAAGGCAGGGGCUGACCCUACAUCACAGGACAAGAAAAAUGGAAAAACUCCUUUGAUGUAUGCGAUUGAGAAACGUGACACUGCCCUUGUGGAGAGAAUGCUGAGUAUGUUUGAGUCCGGGGAAAAGCUUCGUAACAUUAUUAAAUUUCAAACACUAGAUGGCAGUACAUGCAUAAAGAUUGCCGAGGGCCUGAAAGCGGAUUUUCAGCCCGAGAACUGGCAGCGGCUUUUGAAUACGCUAAACGCUGCUCUCAAUGGUGACCCCCCCAGAGUGAUGAAUGGGGUAAUGUGAUUACCAAGUUGUCUCCCCUGUCUCUGAAGGAAUAGUUUUUGACAUUGGAGUUGUCUCCCAUGUAUGAUUAUUGGAGUUGUACAUUGGGAGUUCUUUCCCUUGGUAUACUUUUCCAUCAAUAGAGGGAAGCAUCAGUGCCUGAAUACCAAAGCGACGCAGCUUCGAGCUAGUCCGACCAUAAUGGUUAACUAUUCAGAAAUUGUUUUAGCCAUCAGACAGAUCUCGACGUACAGUUUAGCUGAUUGACAAAAACAUUGUUCAACAAGAUGUACAUCUUCAACAAUAUAUGUUGUACUGACAUCGAGACAGAACAGGUGAACUGCUGCCUCUGUUCAAUAUUCUGUAAACAGUUUGGAAUUUCGUCCGCAGUCUGGUCAGACAUUUCACCAGUGAAGUGUUAAAACUUGUUAUGGUACUACUAAAUCUGGACUACAGUAAGUCUGUAGCUUCGUCCGUAGUAGUACCCAGACCCUGGUCAGGAUUUGUUUUUUUGUUCUUUGUUUAAAUGACAUUCAGUGAAUUUUUUUUUCAUAAUUGUCGGUUAAUAACAAGAAAUAAAAUAAUCGUAUAUAUAAAAAUAUAAAAGUGUCUACUUAGCAAAUUUGAGUUAAAGAGACCAAAUACAUCCCAGAGACUUACGAUACAACAUACGUUCGUUAGUACAUCUGGGAUACAUCAUUGGAAGUACAACACUGGACUUCAACUUUGUGAAAAAGUACUUGUCUUACUGAUCAGUAUCAACUAUUUAUUACAUUUUUAAUUUGUAGAAUAGUACUUGUCUAAGUAUUUAAUAAGAUUUUUAUGUUGAAUUGUUAUGUGUUAUAAUUAUUGUUGAGAUUUUAUUGUUGAGGCUUUUGAAGUUAUCAGAUUAAUUUGGAUGAAAACCUUCCAAGAAAGGCUGACCUGAAUUUGAAGUGCUCUUGUAGUAAGUUUUUGAGAUAAAUUCUGUGAUUGAUAACAAUAAAAGUGCUAAGAUCUUUUGUCAGUAAAAUGCAUGAAACAGAGACUGAAGGUUGUAUGCUACCUGACUAAAGUAUGUUAUAUAUCUUCUUUGCAAAGAAAUUCUUCAUAUGUAAAUAUAAUGUGUACAGUUCUUAGAUGUUUAAAAAAUGAUAACCUUUGUGAAAGUUACACAAGAAUUGAAGACACAUUUGAAAGGUACACAAGAAUUGAUGACACAUUUGAAAGGUACACAAGAAUUGAUGACACAUUUGAAAGGUAUACAAGAAUUGAUGACAUGUUUCAAAGGUACACAAUAAUUGACAACACAUUUCAAAGAUACACAAUAAUUGAUGACACGUAUCAAAGGUACACAAUAAUUGAUGACACAUUAGAAAGUACACAUAGAUAAAAAAGUACACAGAUAAAUAGUGCUAUAUUAAGAAUCUAUUCGAUAUACCUAUAAGAGAUAUUAGUAGCUAUCCCUGAUUGAACAAUUAAACAUUAAAAAGUUUAGUUUGACUAAUGAUAUAGGAUUGGGGCUGUGAUAAGAAGUUAUAUGUGUUAAAUACAGUAUGGGAGCAUUUUUUUGACGUAUUUGUGCCAUUAACAUUGGUUUUUAAUAUAAAAAUUGUAUAUUUUAUGUGAGAUUUUUAAAUUGUUUCUUGGUAUAUAAUGACAUUGUAUUAAACAUGUUUCCUUGCUCUGAUGAAGGUUUCAAUGCUGUAGAUUACAAUUUAUGUAAAUAUAUAUUAUGGUAACCCUUUUGAUGCUGGUAUUUUAGUUCAUAACAUGUUUCUAUGAUGAUGUAGCUGUUUUGGUUGUUGUUGUUGUAGUAACACAAUUAGGUAUUUUGUUUGGUUGUUAUGGUAACUGUCACUCUCAUGGUAACAAGCGUACAGACCAAACCCAGGAUAAAGUCAACAAUGUCAAGCGUAGAAACUAAAAAUCAAAAUUAAGGAAUCAGUAUUACAUUUAUGACAUUAUUAAACUAGGAAGUAGGUGGACAAUUUAUUUAUAUAGAGAUUUGAACUGCAACAGUUCCUUUUAUUUGUAUUGUUAUAGAUUAUAUACAGAGAUAGAGUAUAACAUUUAUUUUAUGUAUAAUUAAAUUUUUAAUGUUUAAAACUGUUUUUUUUCUCAUUAUGAUAUAAAUAUUUAUAAAAUGAUUUAUCUUAGACUAUAAUACAGAUUCUUUUUACUGUUGUAUUUGUCAGAAACACGUUAUGUAGUAUGGAAAUAAAUCGCCGGUAUUUGUUUAAAAUCCAUGAUUAUUAAAAUAUGUCAAUGUCUCACGAAUAUUGUAUACAUUCUGGAUCAUAAACUUUUAUUGAAGAGCUCACAAUAACAUCCCUCUGUUUGUUCUUUAAAAAUGACGUCUUGUUUGAUAAUUAUAAUCUAUACACUAUUAAUCUUUUUAGAAGUCUUUCUCCUAAACAAUCGUCAGAUGUGGUGAUGUAGUUAAAUUUGUAUUACCCCCAUAUAGAUAUUAUACAAGGGGAGAUCCCGUGUACUGUUUGUAUUACUAAAACCACAGGCUGGGAUAAUUUAGUAGUUUAUAAUAUAUAUCUCUUGUUUUGUUUAUCCCUAUUAUAAUUCUAUUUUGUUUUCAAUACAUUGUAUAUCUCUAUUUAAAAACAAAACCCUAUAGGUAAAAAAAUGCUAAAUACAAAGACUGUUGGAAUUAAGUGCCUUUUAAAAAAAUUGUCUAAAAUAGAAAAGUUUCUAUGUUUUUAAUUUUUGCAUGUUUUGAAUAUCGGUGUAUCAUAUUUUGUUCAGUACUGUAUUUAACUAAUUAAGGACAUAAACCCUUAAAGCUCACAUAUUUUUUUCUGCUAGAGACCUGUUUACUGAAUGAAAGUCUAAGGGUAAAGAUGACCAUAACAACAUGGUGCUGGGGUGAAAUCCACUGGAUCAAAUUUAAUCAUGUAAUUGACUAGUUUCGACACUUAGGCUUGUUGUCAACAUCUUGUGUUCCUUGUGGAAUCCGUCGGCUGGGUUACACAGAACCACACCGAAAUGUUUACGUUGGAUAUCCCACCUCCAAUAUAUUAUUGAAAGUCUGUAAAAUGUACUAUUAAUUGUGAUCUGCCAAUACAAUCCUUAAUUACAAUGUAUACUGUACAUAUACACCAUAUGUCUUAUGUCACUGGUUCCCUGUUCUCGCCACAACUCCGUAAAAUGGCUAAAAAUAUACGAGCGGUUUUUAUUUACAUCAUUCAUAGACAUGUAGGUACAAGUAUGUUGUGUUCAACAAUUAUUGAUAUGAUCAUUAAUCACAGGGUCUUUCAGCUAAAUAAUAUGCUUGAAAUAACAAUUACGACACCAGCUGCUUUCUGUGGAGGACCGUGAGGACAGGGAGCCAUGAUGUAUAUAAUGAUACUGAACAACAAUAUGAUACAUGAGGCGGACAGGGAGCCAUGAUGUAUAUAAUGAUACUGAACAACAAUAUGAUACAUGAGGCGGAUAUACCUUUCCUUAUAUUCAUUACAUUUUCUAGAAGAAAAGUCAAUAGCCCCGUGUUUUAUGAAACUAUACUACCAUCCAUUGUAUGGACAAAUGUACUCAAACUACAUAAUUGUACACCUGAAUGUUUCUACAAUUUCAGCAGCACACAAACACAUAAUUGCCAACCCCAGAUUUUGGUUUGGGACCAUAGUUAUAGUCAAAAAUUAUCAGGAGAAAUGCUUAUAAUUUUUAAAAACCCAAUAAGUUCAGAAAAAUGAGCAUCACAUCUAAAAAGGUCUGUAAAUAAUGUCUCCCAAAGAAUUCCCUAUAAAUAAUGUCGCCAACAGAAUUCUCUAUAAAUAAUGUCUCCCACAGAAUUCUCUAUAAAUAAUGUCUCCCACAGAAUUCUCUAUAAAUAAUUUCUCCCACAGAAUUCUCUAUAAAUAAUGUCGCCAACAGAAUUCUCUAUAAAUAAUGUCGCCAACAGAAUUCCCUAUAAAUAAUGUCGCCAACAGAAUUCUCUAUAAAUAAUGUCGCCAACAGAAUUCUCUAUAAAUAAUUUUCCCCACAGAAUUCCCUAUAAAUAAUUUUCCCCACAGAAACUUCUAUAAAUAAUGUCCCUCACAGAAACUUCUAUAAAUAAUGUCCCUCACAGAAACUUAAAAUAACUAGCAACCUUUGAGGUUCUGCAUUUGCAGGAAAAGGAAAUUACUAUAGACUGAGAUUAUCAUUAAACUGGGACCAGCUAUGUUUGACUUAACAAUAACGCCACAAUUGUUUGACAAUUGAUCAAUGAUCCUCUGUCCUUUGUCUUGUUUGACAAUUGAUCAAUGAUCCUCUGUCCCUUGUUUGACAAUUGAUCAAUGAUCCUCUGUCCUUUGUCUUGUUUGACAAUUGAUCAAUGAUCCUCUGUCCUUUGUUUCGGGUGUGUUAUGUAUCUUUCAUGUAUUGUUUACUUAGCAUUUUCAAAUGGAUGUUUGAAAUAUAAAAAUGGCAGCAGAUUUCUGUGUAAAUACACAAGCUGUAUAAAUAAAGCGAAUGUUGAAUUUUUA